AUGGUCACGCAACAGGCACCGCCUGACACUGUCAAGGUGCAGGACUGUGUCUCCACCUUCCGGCCCACGCGACUCUUCAAGGCGCCGCACCCGAGCAGCUAUACCUCCCUCGACUUCGACGAUCCAGGCGAAUUUCUGCUACUCGCCCGCACCGAUGACACCAUCCAGCUCUUCAAUACGAGGGCUGGUGGUCACGCGAAAGAGUUGAAAUCACACAAAUAUGGCUGCGCUCUUGCUCGCUUCACGCAUCACAGCACUUCCAUCAUCUAUGCCUCCACAAAGGUUGAUGAUGGCAUCCGAUAUCUGUCGAUGCAUGACAAUAGCUUCAUACGCUACUUCAAGGGCCACACUGCUCGCGUGACGAACCUCACACUGAACCCGAGCAGUGACCAGUUCAUGAGCGCGAGCUUGGACAACACUGUCAAGCUGUGGGACUGUCGCUCGCCCAAUGCGCAGGGGCAGCUGAACUUUGAGGCACCAUGGCUCACUGCGUAUGAUCCUAGCGCGAGUGUCAUCGCCAUUGCCAGUCCGCCCGCGCAGACUGUCAUGCUGUAUGACCUCCGCAACUUCGACAAGCCCCCCUUUGCGACCUUCGACCUGUUAGAAACAGAGAAGAAGUUCGCGCCGUACGGGCAGAGACCUGGCCAGGACUGGACAGGUGUGGAGUUCAGCAAUAACGGAAAGUUCUUGCUGGUCUCCACCACUGGUCCAGGCCACUACCUGCUGGACGCUUUCUCAGGUGACCUGCAGAAGUAUCUCCACCGUUCAAGCGGAAGAGAUACUGGGCAUGUUGCACCGGGACAUGACAUCUUCAGCAUACAGCAGACAGAGAACAAUACUCCGUCCUUUGUGCAGACCUCUGCCUGCUUCUCUCCCGAUGGCAGGUACGUGGUCGGGGGAAACGGCUCGCAGAAUGGCGUAUUGGUCUGGGACUGUGAGGCUUCCGGGCCUGGCGAGCUUCUGGAGCCGAUGACAGACCUAUCGAGCCAGAAGCCCGUCAAGGCUGUUGCGUACAAUCCGCGUCACAAUCUGUUGGCCACGGCUGACAAGGAGCUCAUGCUGUGGCUGCCAGAUCCGGACGCCGCUUAG
Molecule: messenger RNA, 1089 nt
Organism: Lecanosticta acicola
Lineage: Eukaryota; Fungi; Ascomycota; Dothideomycetes; Mycosphaerellales; Mycosphaerellaceae
Source: the annotation of a GenBank genome assembly